This is a messenger RNA of Spea bombifrons (plains spadefoot toad), 2409 nucleotides long. It is a transcript of the gene NEK4, whose product is annotated as NIMA related kinase 4. The transcript has 16 exons. Bases 12 to 2213 code for a protein of 733 amino acids. Lineage: Eukaryota; Metazoa; Chordata; Amphibia; Anura; Pelobatidae. Gene Ontology annotation, molecular function: ATP binding; protein kinase activity. Gene Ontology annotation, biological process: protein phosphorylation. The record is from RefSeq and is a predicted model, not a curated record.
UCUGUCCGGUGAUGGAGGAGUUAGGGGUAGCCGGGAAUCGGCUACUGGAUUAUAGCCUAAUCAGACCAGUGGGCAAAGGGAGCUACGGUGAGGUCAGCCUGGUCCGGCACCGGGUGGAAGGAAGACAGUUUGUCAUCAAGAAGCUGAGUCUGCAGAACGCGCCGCGCAGAGAGCGCAGAGCCGCACAGCAAGAGGCGCAGCUCCUGUCCCGGCUCCGGCACCCCAACAUUGUGGCGUACAGAGAGUCGUGGGAGGGGGACGAUGGCUUCCUGUACAUCGUGAUGGGCUACUGCGAGGGGGGUGACCUGUACCACCGUCUCAAGGAGCAGAAGGGCCAGCUGCUGCCCGAGGGCCGCGUGGUCGACUGGUUUGUGCAGAUUGCCAUGGCGAUGCAGUAUCUGCACGAUGAGCGUAUAAUGCACCGGGAUCUGAAGACUCAGAACAUCUUCCUGACGCGAUCGGACAUCAUAAAGGUGGGCGACCUGGGCAUCGCGCGUGUCCUGGAGAGUCAGUACGACAUGGCGAGCACGCUCAUCGGGACCCCCUACUACAUGAGCCCAGAGCUCUUCUCCAAUAAGCCAUACAACUACAAGUCGGAUGUGUGGGCCCUGGGCUGCUGCGUGUAUGAGAUGGCGACUCUCAGACACGCCUUCAACGCCAAAGACAUGAACUCGUUGGUUUAUCGGAUCAUAGAGGGAAAGCUGCCGCCAAUGCCAAAGGAGUACAGCUCUGACCUUGGAGAGUUAAUGGCGACCAUGUUAAGCCGGCAGCCCGAGAAGCGGCCGACGGUCCGGCAGAUCUUAAGGAAACCCUUCAUCAAGCGCCAUAUAUCUCUGUUCUUACAGGCGACAAAACUAAAUCACGGCAAGCGAAGAAAGAAAGUCCUCGAAUCGUGUGCAAGUAAAGCCGAUGAGACCCCAGCGACAAAACCAAAAGCGACGCAGAACAAAAUGAAGAGCAGACCAUUGAGCCGUCACCCCAGCGUCUCGGAGGGCUGUAUGAGCUCUAUUUCCACGCUCAGUAAGGUGGAUAUCGAUAUCCCGUCUCCUGAAAAGAAAAGCCCAAGCUCUGGACAUUCGAUACGUGACGGGGAGCCUGGAAACGGCAGGACUGCAGAGGUGGAACAUUCGGUACGGCUACUCGCUGGGGGAAAGAAACCGACAGAACCGGUGCCGAUCGGCAGCAUGGAGGGAGGAGGUGACACUGCUGGACUCCUACAGCCAGAACCCAGUGGGGAUGGCCAGUUUAACCCUGAUGGAUCAGAGUCCACAGAGAAACUUCUCGAACCCUUCCUUCCCGUUCCAGAACAGGAUGGAUUGUCUAAUAAAGCAGAAGGGGCAGAAUUCAGUAUGAGUCCCGCUCUCCAGCCACAUACUUCGGAGUCUGGACCAUCUCUAUCACGGCAGCGACGACACCGGGACCGAGAACAAGACAAUUUCAAUCAGUUUGAUGGGAUGUGCCAGAGACCGCUACCGUCUCCCCCUGCCGCAAUCCCCAAGACGGUAAAAAUACCCCGAGACAGCACAGACAGCUCUGGAAAUCCUUCAAAAAGCCAAGAAAAGUCUCUGGAUUGUCGCCCCCUGUCUGCGAGGGAGAGAAGGCGCCUGAAACAGUCCCAGGAGGAGAUUUUUCCCUGCGAACCGUCAGUAAUCAGACCCCCUGUAGGAACAGAGUCCUGUGCAAAUACCUCGCUGGAGGUGGCAGAGAAGGAAGCUGCAUCCCGGCGCUUGUCUGAAGACGAACUGAGUUCCUCCGCCAGCUCUACAGAGAAGUCCGAAGGAGACUGUAAAGACGGAAAAAGUGACUCAAAUGAAAUGCAAGAUCUGGUGCAGCUGAUGACUCAGACGCUCCACAUGGAAAAAGAGCCGAAGCCGCCGAUCCCACCCAAUGAGUUCAAACUUCACCGGAAAUACAGAGAUACCCUCAUCCUACACGGAAAGUCACCUGGGGACCCAGAGGACCUCUGCUUCCACGACAUCCCCCUAGAUCAUUUAAGCGCCCCAGAGAAGUUCCGGCGAAUGAUUGAAGCUCUAAGAGCUGAUGUUGUGCAAGGACUCGGGGUAAAACUUCUUGAAGACGUGUAUGACAUCAUGGAGGAGGAGGACGAGCUGAAAAGAGAGGUGUGUCUGCAGACUCAGAUGGGAGAUAAAUACGCCGCAUACAGCCAGAAAGUUCGCCAACUGAAAUUCUUUGAAGAAAACUCCAAGUUUUAAUUGGCGGAGGGAUUUCCCGCUGGCGGACGCUUCCAUGGCGCAUCAUAGGCUGAGAAUUUGUAUAUUUUUGUACUUUUAUUAUUUUUUAAUCAUUGCCGGGCUGACAUUUUCUGGUGUAUUGGAAAGCGAAUUAGAGUAAAGGUGUACAGUCUGGAUAAGUCGGCGUGAGCCCCGUCCUUCCGGCAUCAGUGUGCGG